This is a messenger RNA of Penicillium soppii, 2436 nucleotides long. RefSeq lists its product as uncharacterized. The record is from RefSeq and is a predicted model, not a curated record. NCBI's taxonomy places the organism in Eukaryota, Fungi, Ascomycota, Eurotiomycetes, Eurotiales, Aspergillaceae. Bases 1 to 2436 code for a protein of 811 amino acids. The transcript is spliced from 2 exons.
AUGGCCUCGUCCGAGUCGCAGCGCUCAUUGCUGUCCAAGGACUCACUCGAUACGCACCCUCAACGAGCAUGGAACCCUCUCGGUCGCUCAUCGCCCGAACCCUACCUCUAUCAUCCCGCAUCGCAUGACAACUGGUCCGAAGAAGUUCUCCGAGACGUAGGCCUAGGGAUUUCAACCCCAGAAGGCGAGACCAUCCCCACAAACGAUCCAAAGCGUAAUUCAAUUGAUAGCGACGCGACUACAACUCCUCAUAUCCACAAAGCCCCGCAGACUCCAUCUCCUGCUCCACAUGUACGAUGUCCCAAUCGAGCGACGGUACUCCAGAAACGACUCUCGUGGGUUCCUUUAACCGUCUUUUUUCUUGCUCUCUAUGCGACUAUCUUUUCUGGUAUUUAUCUUGCCAUCGCGCUGCGUAAGCCGCGAUGGAGCAGGAUAUCGAGCGACGGCCCGUUGGUUCCGUCGACUGCGGACUUGCUAAGUUCUUUCUUUGCGAAGACUAUCGAGCUCGCUUAUGUUACGGUUUGCGUUGCAUUCUUGGGACAGGUGCUUAGUCGGAGGGCUUUAAUGACUGAUUCGCGGGGAAUUAGUAUCUCUGAUAUGAAUAUGAGAGUAUGGAUCAUGCAGCCUGGAUCUAUGAUUGUUCACUGGGAAACACUACGAUACUCGGCGCUCACAUUUCUUGGUGCAAUUGCAUUGGUGGCAACCUUCGUCGCUAUGCUAUACACAACUGCGGCGCAAGCAUUGGUUUCUCCAAAGCUUUCUUUUGGAUCGGUCCAACCACAGAUGCUCCAAGGCAAAGUCAUAGCCAGCUUUGCCAAUCCUUAUUACGUCGCAUCCAACUGCGAAACACCCGUCACCAACGCAAUGGACUCGGAAAACCGCAACAACACCUGUCUUCAAAUCGAGCAUGUCGGUCACGCCUAUCACAACUAUCAACAAUGGAUAACCCAGUGGGCCGAUCUAGUCCGCGGCAAUAACGAAACUUCUUCUCAGCUGCAAAAACGUCCCAAACCAACCGGCUCAAUCUGGGACAACACAACUAUAACGGGCAGCUGGAUUGAAAUCCAAAAUAUGACUAGCCUCUCCAUCCACCACAAAAGAAUGAUAAACAACAUAACUAUGGCAAUGCCACAUGGCGGAAUCCCUGCAGCAGCAAUGAACCAACAGAAUAAUAUCAAACAACCAAAAGACACCUCGGGCGAAGGAAAAUACAACUUGGAGGCCUCUGUCCCCUCUCCAGCCAUCAACGUCCUCUGUGUCGGAAUGUCUCAAAAAGAACUAGAACCACUAGUCUACUCCUCCUGGCCAGGCGGUUCGAAGUUCAAUCCCACGAACUGGACGUCCAACCCACCAGAUGACAUUCCAGGAAUUCCCUCCUGGCUCAAUAGAACAGUCGUCGACGACAUUUUCAAAUUCGGCCCAAAAUACGGCCAAAGACCACCCAUCUUCGGCAAAUUCCCAAAAGCCUACAACACAAUCCUGAACGGAACAGGCGCCUGGCCCACAAACGCCAUCUACCUCCUCGGCGCAUCACCACCAUACCAAACAACGCCCUACGUGCUGUGCUCACUGCGCGCAAAGCAGACAGGCCACUGUUCAACAACCUACAAUGUGGAAUCCAGUGGCGCACUCUUAACUUCUCAAUGCGAGGAUCUAGCAAAUUCCUUACAAUACAACCACCGGCAGGACAUGACCGAAGGAUUAUGGAAUGCCGAUUGGAAGAACAUCGCAUCAGAAUGGGGAAAUGCUUUAAGUCUAAACGCCGGCAUCUCAGAUGGAGCAGCAAGUAACGCCCGCCUAUUGAUGCAAAUGGUACCAAACAAGACAGACGGCGUAUACGCUCUCAACCCAUCCAUGCCGUCUGUCGCAGAAGGGCUAGCCAUGAUGGCUGGCAGCACAUUAAUCCUAAGCACGCAAGACGCGCCCUUCGUUCCAUUUUGGAAUCAUACGGAUACUAUUCUUAGUGAAGCAGAGUACCAGCUUUUCAACGCUACGCUGCAGGCGUUUGGCUAUGCAUCUGGAGGCACGGAGAAGUGGCAGGGGAUAUUUCUUGUGAUAUUGGUUUUUGCUUUUCUGACCAGUUUUGUUUGCUUGGUGUUUAUGAUUGUUGAAGCGCGGGGGAGACAAGUGACUGAUUUUACGGAGCCACAGAAUCUGUUCGCGCUGGCAGUCAAUAGUCCGCAGAGUGCGAGGCUGGAGGGUGCUUGUGGGAGUGGGCCUAUGGGAAGGCAGUUGAAGGAGCGAUGGUUUAUUGGGAUGGAAGAGAAUGAUGAACAUUAUUAUAUUAGAACGAAGGUUGAGGAGAAUGUUCCGCUGCUUAGGAAAGAUGGACUUGAAGCUAUGGUUGAAGGGGAUGAUCGGGCGAUGGUCAGCCCGAUGGUCAACGAGUUCAGGAAGGUUUCGAAGAGGCAGUCGUUCUUGGCCAAGUUUUAUUGA